Molecule: messenger RNA, 1001 nt
Organism: Salvia splendens (bonfire salvia)
Lineage: Eukaryota; Viridiplantae; Streptophyta; Magnoliopsida; Lamiales; Lamiaceae
Product: F-box protein At1g67130-like
Exons: 2
Coding region: 66-1001 (311 amino acids)
Molecular function (GO): protein binding
Source: RefSeq, a predicted model, not a curated record
CUUCUUACUUGCUUCUCCUUGUUCACGAACUCAGAAAAUUAGAAGGUGAGUAAAUUGAAGGAAAAAUGAAUCAAGAUUUUUGGAGAUACCUACCCUCGGAAAUCUUCAUCAACAUCCUAUCGAGACUCUCUCUUGGAAACAUCACAACUUGCAAAUGUGUUUGCAAGCCAUGGCUCAAUAUGAUUGAGAGUGAGGAUUUUAUUAAGUUGGAUCUUUCUGAAUCGUCUCCCGUCCUGGUUGUCUCAAUACGGGGCAUUGAUUCAAAUUGGUUCAAUGUUUUCAAAUUAGACGUCUCCAUUCCCGUGACAGCUUCAAAUUGGUUAAAUUUUUUCCAAUUGGAAGCCAAGCACAAGCACAAGCAAGAUCCAAUCACCAAGUUUGAUUUCCCUCACGCAUCAUCAAUAUUUGGUUCUGCCAAUGGUCUGCUCCUUCUUAAAAAUCUUAUAAGCAAUCCGUCUAGUGAUCAACUUUAUGUAUGUAACCCGAUCACCCGUGAAUUUCUUGAGCUACAUGCGCCUUGCCUACGUGACGUAGAUGGUUAUGGACUAGGAGUGAGCAAAAUAAGUGGACAACACAAGGUUGUCCUUCUUAACCCUGUAUACGGAUGUCAUGUAUUAACUCUUGAAACGGGGUCUUCAUGGAAACCUGUUUUCUUCUUGUAUGAAUGUUGUUGCGACAGCCCCAUUGGUGCAUUUGUUAAUGGCAAGCUGUACUGGAUAGUUACAAAAUUGUGGGUUGAUAUUCAUUGCAUUUGCUGUUUUGACGUUGAGAGAGAGCGUUUUAGCACUUUUGAUGUGCCUGUGGAUGCUAAAAGAAGAGAUUGUAUCAAGUGGAGGUUGUAUGCUUUGGGGGAUUCCUUGUGUUUUUGUGAUGAUGAACCAUAUGAGAAGGAGAUAUGGAAAUAUGAACAUGUUGAGAGAUGUUGGAGCAAGAUACCAUUCAUCGUGGAACGACCUUAUUCAGGAUUAUGUUUCAUCUUUAAUAAGCCUCCCCCAUUUUGA